Molecule: messenger RNA, 2622 nt
Organism: Linum trigynum
Lineage: Eukaryota; Viridiplantae; Streptophyta; Magnoliopsida; Malpighiales; Linaceae
Source: the annotation of a GenBank genome assembly
UCCUAAAAUGAACUAAAUUGUGCGAAGUUCAUUCGAUUUCCCGAUUUUAUGCUUGGUUGUGUUUGAAUCAUGUUUCAGGGUAUUUUAUUCGAUAAGAACAGAAUAAUGAGUCAAUUCAACAAAAAGGUGGCAGGUUCGAAAUCUGGCGUCGGUGGAACUCGAGCCUGCGACGUCCCAGGCGAGGGCAAAGAGCCGUACCACUUCAGCCGCGUUCCCUUUUGUUAUCAAUAUACGAAAAUCAUCGUGUAUUAUGGUGAUGCACUAUGGAAAGGAGAAGCAACUACCUACCAAAAUGCACUAUGGAAAGGAGAAGCAACUACCUACCAAAAUGCACUAUGGAAAGGAGAAGCAACUACCUACCAAAAUGGACUAUAAAAGGAGGAGGAUUUGGACCAUAGAGAAAAGGACUUACUCUUCUUGUUUCAUUUCAAUUCUUCCUUGUCAAAACUCUCCCAAAUCGUCGUUGUAAUAUUCGUAUUUCAAUCCAAUGUCAUAUGCUUCAUACGAUAACGGUUCUCAUUCUUGAGAUUAGCGGUAAUACGUUACAUUAGUAAAUUACCAUAAGAAGUUUAUUUAACUUCUAGGUGAUUUAUUGGUAUAACGUACUUACUCUAUUCUCGUUUCUUCCACUUGGUUUACAACAAGGUGUUGAUAAUUUUUAUACUCUUAUGCGUUUAAUUUUCAUGCUAUUAUUAUCGUGGGUUAAAUAGGGACGGAUUACCGCCUUACUCCCAUAUUUACUUUUUAAGUGGGGAAAUUGGUUUAUACGAUUAGCUAGCUCACUUGAGUUAGUUAAGUCCUUCCAUAUCCCCAUAUUUAUAUUUUCGGAGUAGGGUUUGGUUUAUACGAUUAGCUAGCUCACUUGAGUUAGCUAAGUCCUUCCGCCCGUUCGUCCAAUUUGUGCUAUAUUUAUAUUUAUUUGUGGAGUGGGGUUUGGUUUAUACGAUUAGUUAUCUCACUUGAGUUAACUAUAUCUUUCCGCCCUUUGUCCGUUUUAAUGGAGAACUAAAAAACACGUUGUUUGGAAUAGUGGAACCCUCGAUGAAAUUAAAGAUCCCAACUCUUUUAACACAAUUUAACUAACAGAUUUAUGACAAAUUAACAUAUCUUGUGUUUGUUUAUCUUGUUCCCGGAUGAGAAGAGAGAUCUUCCAUUUAGGAAAUUGUUGGAAGACAGAGUCGUCUAGAAACAGCACUCUGAUUCCUUGAUCACCAAAUACAAGAACCAUUCAGGUAAAAUUCAUGAGAAAUCAUGAUUAAUUUGUGUGGUCCAUCUUGAGUGUAAUUUGGGUCUUUAUCUAUCAACUUUCAAUUAUUUAAUAUGACGUGAAAACCGAGAUUAGUAAUUAGAAGCUGAACGAAUUUAUUGAUAAGAAAUUGCAUGAAUUCAAUUUUAGAAAUUACGAUGGGAUGAAAUUUAUAUUAAAACUUGUUAAUUAAAUUGAGUUUAUUCGGGAUGAAACAUCGAGGGGGAAACUAAACCAAACAACUUUUCCAAAUCUUUGUCUAAAUUAAAUCAUUUAAUUCAUUAUACAUAAGAAUAUUAAUACUUGAGUAAGACAACAGAAAAGACCCUAGGGAAAUACGACUCCAGUCAGUUUCACUUUCUGGAUUAUUUUUGCAUGCGCUUUUAGCGACACCAAAUUUUGGCGCCGUUGCCGGGGACACUUUUCUAGUUGUGUGAAAAAGAAUUAUUUCCUUGUAUUAUUUUAUUUAUUUUCCUACCUUGCUUUUCACGGGUUUUUACUGUUUUUGUUUUUCCAUUCAGGAUUCCUUUUAUGAAUCGACCAAAUACCAGAUUUUACAAACGAAAACUUGAAGAAGUUGUCUACGAAACAGUGAGCAAUCCCUCUGAAGUCGGAGAUAGUGAGACAGAAUUUGAAGACUAUAAGGAGGUGAAGGAAGAAAAGACCAUCAUGGCAGCCCGUCAAAGAACAUUGGUUGAUUUCGCUAAACCAAGUGCAUCUGGUAUUGCCUCCAGCAUUACUAGACCACCCAUCACAACAGCAAACUUCGAACUACGCCAUAGCACAAUCCAGAUGGUGCAGAACGCCGGUCAGUUCGAAGGAAAGGACGAUGACAACCCCGUCCAUCAUGUACAAGUCUUUCUGGAAAUUUGUGACUCCGUCCAACACCAAGGAGUCACAGCAGAUGCUAUCAGGCUACGACUUUUUCCUUUCUCACUUAGAGGAAGAGCUAAGUCGUGGCUUGACUCUCAAGCACCAGGAACCUUCACCACCUGGGAUGAUCUAGCACAAGCUUUCGUGGAAGAAUACUGACUCGCUCAAACACAACACCUAACAAAGGCCAAGUGUAACCAAUGAAAGGGACUGCAGUAUAGUGGCUCAAGUGAUAAAUAUCGAAUCCACGGGUCUCUAGAGUUACUAUUACUCAGCUUCAGUUUAUUAUUUAGCAAAUCAGAUUAAGAUGAAAGAACUAAAACUACUCUAGCAAACUACAGUUAAAGUUAAUCUAAUUACAGGUUGGGAACUCACUUAGGUAUGAUUCCCCCUAGCCACUAGCCAGAUUAAUGAUUGAUGAUCUCUAACCUGUUUCACUUUCAUUCACAAUGCGGAGAAUCCUUGACUAGACCGUGAGUCUCGACUAAAGGAACAAGGCCCUC